Fusarium fujikuroi IMI 58289 is the source of this 1317-nucleotide messenger RNA. Its product is annotated as probable acyl-CoA dehydrogenase. Gene Ontology annotation, molecular function: flavin adenine dinucleotide binding; oxidoreductase activity, acting on the CH-CH group of donors. The record is from RefSeq and is a predicted model, not a curated record. NCBI's taxonomy places the organism in Eukaryota, Fungi, Ascomycota, Sordariomycetes, Hypocreales, Nectriaceae. Bases 1 to 1317 code for a protein of 438 amino acids. The transcript has 2 exons.
AUGGCGACUGAAUCUUCGAGAAUGCCAUCUGAUCCCAAGCUGUAUCUACAAGCAAAUAUACCAUGGAGCGAACCUGCAUGGUACCGAAGUGGCAACUCGGUUUACUUGAAUGCAUCCCAUCGCAAGUUCAGGGACAAUAUACGCAAAUAUGUCGAUAAACACAUACUUCCACAUAGCUUGGAAUGGGAACAAAAGGGCGAGGUUCCACGAUCAGCUGCACUAAGCUACUGCAAAUCUGGAAUUCCUUUCGAGGACGUACCAGAACGGUUUCGACCUGAGGAUGUCCCCAACCUAGCAGAAAUCCCUCAAAACGAGUUAGAUGCCUUUCAUUUCCUUAUUUCGACUGAUGAAAUGGCUCGUGUUGAAGGUGGAGUCUCUAUCGCCCUUGGGGGCGCGUCUACAAUUGGACUACCGCCGGUGCUCCAUCAUGGAACCCAAGAACAAAAGUCUCGUUGGUUUCCAGGACUGUUUUCGGGAUGUGUGAAUUUCUGCCUAGGCAUUACGGAGCCCGGUGGUGGCUCAGACGUGGCUAAUAUUCAAACGACGGCUGAAAAGUCUCCAGACGGCAAGUUCUACGUUGUGAACGGUGCCAAGAAGUGGAUUACAGGCGCUCUAUGGGCAACUCACAUGACUACUGCUGUAAGAACUGGCGGUCAAGGUGCCAAAGGCCUUACAGUCCUUGUAAUCCCCCUCGACAGUCCAGGCGUAUGUCGGAGAAAGAUCUUCAAUAGCGGACAAAAUGCUGGAGGGUCUAGUUUUGUAGAUCUCGAAGAUGUCAAAGUUCCGGUUGAGAACAGACUCGGUUUAGAGAACGAGGGCUUUGGAAUCAUCAUGAAGAAUUUCAACAAGGAAAGGUUUGCACUUGCGGUUGGUUGCAAUCGAAAGAGUCGUACAUGUCUCGCCAUGGCGUUUGCGUAUGCGUUGGAGCGUAAGACCUUCGGGAAGAAGCUGAUUGAGAAUCAAGUCAUAGGGCGCAAACUCGCUGAAAUUGCCCAUCGCAUCGAAGCUCACUGGGCUUGGCUUGAGCAGAUUGCAUUCCAGGUCAAUUCAUCCAGUGCGGGAUGGCAGACACCAAACAUCGCAAGUCAGAUAGCCUUGGCCAAGAUCCAAGGCGGGCAGACGUUAGAACUGGCAUGCAGGGAAGCACAGCAAGUCUUUGGAGGCGCAGGAUAUCAAAAGGGCGGCCGCGGGGCGACGGUGGAGCAAAUCAGCCGCGACCUUCGAAUGUUUGUUGUUGGCGGGGGCAGCGAGGAGAUUCUUACAGAUCUUGCUAUCAGACAGGAGAUAGGGGAUUUCAGCAAACUGGCAAAACUUUAA